Messenger RNA from Cladocopium goreaui, 858 nucleotides. The record is from the annotation of a GenBank genome assembly. NCBI's taxonomy places the organism in Eukaryota, Dinophyceae, Suessiales, Symbiodiniaceae.
AUGUCGGACAGCCCACCAGCUCUAGCGUCCUCACCAGCAUCUCCUGUGGCCGAUUCCAGCGAGUGGAUGCACGUUGGGCCAGAGAUGGGGGAGGCGGAGUAUGUUGUUGCCUUACAGAAGUUGGGCAUUCAAAUGGCUGCCAGCAUCCCACAGAAGCUCCAGGAACGGGCUGAUACACAGACCAAAAUGAAGAACACGGUGGGGAAGGUUCAGAAAUUGUGGAUGUGGCAGAAUUCACCAGAUGCUUCCAGAUCACCAUGGGUUCAGAAGAUCAAAGACUUCAUGGAGAAAGCCCAAGAUGACCCAACACCAGUGGGGAAGGGGGCAGAGCCGGACAGCGAUGUCAGCAGCAACAUCUGGGGUGACCAACAGCUUCAACUUGUUCUGGCUGAUGAUAUUGGCCUUGAAGGCGCAUCCAAGGAACCUGCAGCCAGCUGUGACCAGGGAGCAGAUGGUGCAGGCCAUGAGGGCGAGUCCCAUGAACCGGGAUCUAAGCACAUUGAGGCUGCCAAUGCCCUCUUCACUGAUGAGGAUCCUGAAGCUUUCAAGGAUGCCUUGAAUGAGAUCAAACCAGAACCUGUGGAUGUGGAGCCAGCUCAUGGCUCCAAGUCCAAGAAGCGUAAGUCCAAGUCCAAGUCCAAGUCCAAAUCCCGUACCAAGCGAGCUAAGGGGGGUCAUGAUACUUCUACAGAAGCUAGAGCUGGUUCUGUGGAUAGAGAACAGGUGCUGCAAUCGUUUGAUCAAAAGUACCAGGAUGUGAUCAAAAGUCUCCCACAUGUUCUGUGGCCAACGUCUACGAAGCAUGGUGAACACAGCUACACGGCGACCCUUAUCUUCCAACCCAAGAAUACUUUAUGA